Molecule: messenger RNA, 4535 nt
Organism: Cryptotermes secundus
Lineage: Eukaryota; Metazoa; Arthropoda; Insecta; Blattodea; Kalotermitidae
Gene: Naa15-16
Product: N-alpha-acetyltransferase 15, NatA auxiliary subunit
Exons: 16
Coding region: 99-2702 (867 amino acids)
Biological process (GO): N-terminal peptidyl-methionine acetylation
Cellular component (GO): cytoplasm; NatA complex
Molecular function (GO): protein binding; protein-N-terminal amino-acid acetyltransferase activity
Source: RefSeq, a predicted model, not a curated record
AUUUUCCGGUCAUGUGAUCUUCAACGCCAUAUUGGAUAGGGGCCACGAGGUUUAGUGAAGAAAAAUAAGAUUUACCGGAUUUUUGUGAAAAGUUAAGCAUGCCCUCGAGUAAUCCUUUACCACCGAAAGAAAAUGCACUUUUUAAACGGAUACUGAAAUGCUAUGAACAAAAGCAAUACAAAAAUGGGCUAAAAUUUGCAAAACAAAUUCUCUCCAAUCCAAAAUAUGCAGAGCAUGGAGAGACACUUGCGAUGAAGGGUUUGACCCUGAACUGUAUGGGCCGUAAAGAUGAAGCGUACGAACAUGUAAGACGUGGAUUACGCAAUGACCUCAAGUCACAUGUCUGUUGGCAUGUGUAUGGUUUACUUCAACGUUCCGAUAAGAAGUAUGAUGAAGCCAUCAAGUGCUAUCGCAAUGCACUAAAAUGGGAAAAAGACAAUAUUCAAAUAUUAAGGGAUUUAUCCCUUUUACAGAUCCAGAUGCGAGAUUUGGAAGGGUAUAGGGAUACCAGGUAUCAGCUUUUUAUGCUACGUCCAACACAGCGUGCAUCAUGGAUUGGCUUUGGAAUGGCAUAUCACCUUCUCCAAGAUUAUGAUACCGCAUUGAGGAUAUUGGAAGAAUUUCGCAAGACUCAGUUGAAGAGCUCUUUCGACUAUGAGCAUAGUGAGCUUCUACUGUACCAGAAUAUGGUUAUACAGGAAUCAGGAGCAUUGAAGGAAGCUCUGGAUCAUUUAACUCGAUACAGUGAUCAGAUCUGUGAUAAGCUUUCCAUCAAGGAAACCUUAGGCAAACUGAACUUGAAGCUAAAGAGAUAUAAGGAAGCAGAGCUCUAUUAUAAGGAUUUACUUAUGAGGAAUCCAGAGAACACUAUGUAUUACGUCAAAUUACAAGAAGCCCAGCAGUUGUCGACAGCAAAUGAAAAACUAAAUAUGUUUUCUGAAUUCCAAGAAUUGUUUCCCCGAGCACUUGCACCAAGGCGACUUCCACUUACUUUUGCUUCAGGGGAAGAGUUUAGAAUACUGGUCGACAAAUAUCUAAGACAAGGUCUGCACAAAGGUGUACCACCACUGUUUGUGGACCUUAGGUCCCUGUAUAAGGACCCAGAGAAAGUGGUUGUUAUACAAAGGCUCGUCCUGCAGUAUGUUGAUGCACUUCAGAAGGUUGGCAGAUUCAGUGAAGAAGAUUCAGAAAACUCACCCAAGGAACCUGCAUCUGCUCUACUGUGGGCUUAUUAUUAUUUAGCUCAACAUUACGAUUUCCUAGGCAAUACAGAAAAGGCCUUGUCAUACAUUGAUGCAGCACUUGAUCAUACUCCCACAUUGAUUGAGCUGUUUGUAACAAAGGGUAGGAUAUAUAAGCAUGGUGGUGAUGUAAUGGAAGCAUAUAAAUGGUUGGAUGAAGCCCAAGGUCUUGAUACUGCAGAUCGAUAUAUCAAUUCUAAAUGUGCGAAAUAUAUGCUUCGGGCCAACUUGAUCAAAGAAGCAGAAGAAAUGUGUUCAAAGUUUACCAGGGAAGGAGUUUCAGCAAUGGAAAAUUUGAAUGAAAUGCAAUGUAUGUGGUUCCAAACAGAAUGUGCCUUGGCAUAUGAGAGGCUAGAAAAAUGGGGGGAUGCGUUAAAGAAAUGCCAUGAAGUAGACAGACAUUUUUCUGAAAUUAUUGAAGAUCAGUUUGACUUCCACACGUACUGCAUGCGCAAAAUGACGCUGCGAUCAUAUGUGGGAUUGCUGAGGUUAGAGGAUGUUUUACGUGCUCACCCGUUCUACUUCAAGGCUGCCCGUUGUGCAAUUGAGGUCUACCUCAGGCUCCAUGACAAGCCACUUAAAGAUGAGACUGCAGAACAGGAAUUCAAUACAGAAAAUCUUGCCCCAGGAGAAUUAAAGAAGCUGCGUAACAAACAGCGUAAACGACUCCGGAAGGCUGAGCUGGAACGUCAGCAGGCAGCCCAGGCCCAGGAAAAGCGAGAGCAGCAUAACAAAUCGCGGCAGCAGGGCGAUGCUGAACCAGAUGCUCCACAGCAGGAUGAGCUGGUGCCUGAGAAACUUGCCAGGGUGGAGGAUCCACUGGAACAAGCCAUCAGAUUUCUCCAUCCCUUGCAGACUUUGGCUGCAAGGAGAAUAGAAACUCAUUUAAUGGCCUUCGAAAUAUAUUCCAGAAAAAAGAAGCCCCUACUCAUGCUGCAGUCAAUUAAGAGGGCACAUCGCCUGGAUCCAAACAGCCCAAAGCUUCAUUCUUGUCUCAUUCUGUGCCAUGGCUACUUGACUCGGUGGCAGGGAAAUCUGGACGCAGCAGUGGCAACUGUUCUCAAGCAGGAGAUGGAACCUAUCUUUCGAGGAAGAGAUGCACAUCAGAUGAAUGCAGAGUUCCUAGCAGCAAACUCAAAAUCUCUCGAGGCUCUGUUCGAAAGUGCUCGAAUGAUGUAUCAUCUUGAUCCAUCAAAACAGGAGACUGCCAUAAGUCUGGCCACUACCUUGGACAAAGAUAUUGAAGGAGUCAAUUUACAGAACUGUACAAAAGUUUUUCAAGCUCUGAGGAACGAAGAAUUUGGUUCAUGUCCAGAACAAGUGGCAGAGUACGAGGCACGUUGUCACGUCCGGUUUCCCUAUGCUCAAGUCUUCUGCCCACCCUCCACUUCAUGCCAUCCCUCCCCCAUUGCUGAAUCCAAUCACAUUUCUGAUGGGAAAGAGAACUGUGUUAGCAACUGAUGUUGGCCUUCCCCAGCUAGGUGGCCCUCACAUCAUCACUAUUUCGCUAGCAUGCACAGUUCUGCCCAUGUCGGGGACAUUGAUCUGCAGUGAAGUUCAGGUGAGCCCAAAUAGCGGGCAGACUUGACACUGUAGUGAGGUCUUCAUGACGAAUGAACAAAACAGUGUGAAGUUAAGUGCAUGUUGAGUUAAUAAACUCUACUUUGCUACAAGCCUAAUAAUAACUCAAGGAAUUUGUAUGUACCGAUUAUAGGUAUGAGUUUGAUUAACAUUGUUCGGUGAGUAUUAAUGAAAUCAUAUUGAAAUUCUGAAGGAACCAUAAAAGAAUUAGUAAGUGAAUGCUGACUGAAAUUUUAGAUAGGCAGUUACAUCAUAGAUGAACACAUAGAACAUGGGUCGAUGAGAAUGUAUACUAAAAUCAAACAUGGUAAUGUGAUUAAAUUUCUGAACUCAAUAAGAUUUUUUCUCAGCAAGAAGUUCUGUGGAUAAAUAUGUGAGACUUCUGCUACAUAAUUCUCAAAGCAUCAUAAGAUUCUCUUUGUGAUUUCUACAUAAGAGAAGGAUGUAUAUCAGAGGAAGUAAAAAAAAUGUGUCUCAUAGUCAAGUGGUGUGAAGGACUAUUUUCGUCUUGAAAAGUCAAAGAAAGUGUAAGUACAGAAUUGCAGUCAAAAUGAUGUUGCUUCUCUUGUUGCCUGAGCUGUACAAAGUGUAUCAUAAUCGACACAUGUUAACCACUGAAAGCAGAAUUGAAACAUUCAGCCAUGUAAAUGCGUUGGAAUGAGUGGCCAAGAAGUAAUGGGGAUUACCGACAAGAACAGUGGACUCGGAUAAUGAUAACAUAGAGCAAUGGAUGACUAUUAUGUCCAUCUUUUAGGUGAUCUUAACUCAGGUCGUUGCUUGUCUUGAUAAUUUUGCUGUUGUCUUUAGCAGCAGAACAAAUGUGGCUGAUCAUAAAUCUUCUCACUGUCAAAUUGUUGUUGAGUGACUGAGUGCCUGUCUGUCUGUGUGCUCGUAACUCCCUGCUGGAAAUUACCCAUCAUGACUGAAGUGAUGUAUGAUAACAUUUGGUCAGAUUGUAACCAAAUUGCUACAAAGAAACUGGGAGAAUUAAAUUUUACUGAGCUCUAUCUUGUGGUAAACUUAAAAGCCAGCCAUUUUUCUGUUGCUGUAUGUGUGCUGUGUUGAAAGUCACAGUAUUUUUCAUAACUGUUUCCUUGUAAGGAAAGGAGACAAAGUUUGGACCUUGUUAUUUCUAGAAUGAGUAUUCUGUGUAAAAAUGUCUUUGGUGGGAGAAAUGACUAAGAAUUUCUGUAUCAGAAAUGUCUGUUGAGAUAUAACCAAACUUUUUGAAAUGCUGUUUAUUUUUCUAUAAACUCUCCUACUCUUGCACCAUCAUCAUAUGGGAUAGUUGGCUUGAAAGUCUUUCCAUAAGGUAGAGUUCUAUGGGUCUGACUUGUCAGCUUUGUGUUUAAAAGGGAGCAGUCCAUAUGUAUAUUUGCUUUUCUGUCCACUGUUAAGGCAAUAUGAAGGGGAAGGAAAAUGAAUAAAAACUGAUUGUACCCCAAAGCUUUUUAACAGAAGAAUGAUAGUAGCAACACCUUGGAGGUGCUUGACCAAAUUUUACCAGCAAGCUCCUUUCCUGCUGCUAGUAAUUUCUUUUGAUUCACAGAGUAUCUUAUCUGACUUGCUCUGAUACCAUUGUGAUGCAAGUUGGUAUUCCACCAUAAACUGGAUUCAUCAAAAAUAUCUCUGAAAGAAGUUGUGCAGAUAUUCAGAUAAUUCCAAGUAAUUUCCAGGUGUUGCAGUUCCAUAGAUGCCCUUGUGUUAUGGAAA